Funneliformis geosporum is the source of this 792-nucleotide messenger RNA. The record is from the annotation of a GenBank genome assembly. Lineage: Eukaryota; Fungi; Glomeromycota; Glomeromycetes; Glomerales; Glomeraceae.
AUGGUCACUGAGUAUAUAGAAGGCGGUGAUCUAAGGAAAUACUUAAAAGAAAAAUAUAACAGAUUAACUUUCAGAAACAAACUUAAUAACUUACUCUCUAUCGCAGAAGGAUUGAAUUAUAUUCACCGAGCGAAACUAAUUCAUAAAGACCUUCAUGCUGGCAAUAUUUUAAAUAAUAAAGGAAAAAGUUAUAUAACAGACUUAGGACUGUGCCGACCGGCUGAUGAACCAAGCGAAGGAAAGAUUUUUGGAGUGUUGCCUUAUGUGGCUCCGGAAGUUUUAACUGGCAAGCCUUAUACUCAGGCUAGUGAUGUUUACUCUUUUGGAAUAGUGGCUCAUAAAUUAUUCUCUGGACUUCUUCCAUAUCAUGAUAUACCUGAUACUGAACUUCUUGCACUAAGAAUAUGUCAAGGACCUACCGCCAAUGAAAUUUAUGAGAUUUUAAAAGUUGAAGCAUUGCAGGGACAAGAAAGUGAUGAAAAGGAAAGGCUCGGACUUCAUGCAGUGUCAGAAGUUAAUAAGCAAUUUAACUUAGACAAAUAUUUUCAUUCCUUACUGAAACAAAAUGCUACUCCUCUAAUCACUGACUUGGAAGAGGAGGAAAUACAAACAAAAGUAAAAGAAGGACAAGUGCCACUAGAAUUCGCAGAGUUCUCUAAAAAAGAUUUGCAUUUCCAAAAUAGUUUAAAUGCCUGUUUAGAAUUUUUUGAAAGAGAGUGGAGUUUGCCAGAUGAAACGGCAACAUAUAAAUAUAAACAACAACAGGCUCAAAUCGAACAACCACCUAAAUAA